AUGGGAGGAUGGUCGGAUGGUGUUUGGACUUGGGGUGAUUUUGGAGUUUCCGAGGUUUUUUUGUCUAAUCCCGUUAUUGCGGAAGAGUUGUGCACUUUGAGGAGUAGGUUGGAGGAUUUUAGGGGGUGGAAUUUCGAAAAAGAUAUAGUGUUGUGGACCGGAAAUUCCAAAAAUUCUUUUUCGGUAGCUUCAUGUUAUUCCUUCUACGAUUCUAUUAGAUAUCCGUUUGGCCCCUCUAAUAUUCAUGAAGGUGCGUUUGGUUUGUUGUGGAAAUUGGAGGUCCCUUUUAAGAUAAAGGUUUUUGGUUGGAGGUUGUUUCUUAAUAGAUUACCAACAAAGGACCUUUUGGAGAUUCGAGGUAUGCAUUUUUCUCAUGAGAAUUUAUUAUGUACUUUUUGUGGUAAUUGUAUGGAAAGUAGGAAUCAUCUCUUUUUUAGUUGCGGGGUGGUUAAGAAAAUUUGGGGUGUUAUAGCAAGUUGGGUGGGUAAAGGGGAAAGUGUUAGUGAAGAGUGCUUGUCGAAUUUUAUGGAUUGGCACUUAUUCUUUAGUGUGAAUAUGGUGAAAGAUAGAAAAUUGGGGAUUAUUUGGCUUGCUACUUCUUGGGCCAUAUGGUUGGAUAGAAACGGUGUGUGUUUUCGGAAUGAGUCAUGGAAUGUUAACGACAUCGUUUGGAACAUUAAGCUUUUGGCAUGGAGGUGGACGUUUUGUGGGAAUAUUACUCGAUCCAAUUUUUCCUUUUACGAGUUUUGUAAGGAUCCGUUGUUCUUCCUCUCGUCAUUACGCCCAGUUUACAAUGGAUAUCUUGAACCUGAAAGAACUCUCAAAGCGCUAAGAAGACAACAAUGUGCUGCACAUCCAGUUGAGAACCCAACUAUUGCUAAUCUAGAAAAAUUUGAUUACCCAGAAAUACCUGAGUAA
Messenger RNA from Vicia villosa (hairy vetch), 918 nucleotides. RefSeq lists its product as uncharacterized. The coding region runs from base 1 to 918 and encodes 305 amino acids. NCBI's taxonomy places the organism in Eukaryota, Viridiplantae, Streptophyta, Magnoliopsida, Fabales, Fabaceae. The transcript has 2 exons. The record is from RefSeq and is a predicted model, not a curated record.